CAUCCCAUUUAGAGAGAAAGGAUCCUUACCGAGUUUGAUGUGGAUAUACAAGAUUUCUAAAUGUAGCACAGCAGCUCCUUGAACUGGCAAGAAGUGUAAUUGGUGCUGGUUUGGAUUUUUGAUAAACCUUUGGUGACUACAUGGCUGCUUGUACUUCAAGUUAACUUUAGUCCUUGUCUUGCAGUUAUACCAUGGAAGAAGGAAAAAUAAUUUUGCAAUCAGAAGCCACACCCAAUCAGUGCAUGAAAAAUGACUUGCCCCUCCUUACUGAUGAAAAAUUUGACUUUGAUCUUUCACUGUCUCCUACAAGUGAAAAUGAAGAUGAAGUGUUUGUGGGACCAAUAAGUCACAAAGAAAAGUGCAUUGCUGUGUCUCUUGACUCCCCAAAAGAGCCUGAAGAUAAACUUACACCCUCACGUGCGGAUACAGUCACAUGGAGCCCACUCGCUGGAGAAAAAUUUGUGGAAAUUUUCAAAGAAGCUCACUUGGUAGCCCUCCAGCUGCAAAGUGGGAGCAAAAUCAAAAAGAAUGCUGGCUACCUGGAAGAAAAAAAGACUGAGAAUGUUGAAAAAUUUGUGCAAGAAUCAAGGUCAAAACUGAAAAUGCUUGAGAAAGGGUUGGAGAUAAAUAAAACUCCCAAGGAGAUAAAGAGAGAGACAUAUUGUGUAUCUGAAAGCUCAGUCUGCCAGCUCCCACCUUUACUUCAGAAACAUUCCAAGCAUCCUUUCUCAGCAAUGGGCAACUGUCCUUCUCCACAAACACCUCAAAAUACUUCUAGCCCAGGUGUAGUGAAUAAACGACCACAAAUGCCAGCUACUCCUUCAGCCCAAGGAAAGGGGGACAAAAAAGCAAAUGUAUUUCAGACUGGAAGAAAAUCAACUGCAUUUGGCAAUAACAAUUGCUUAGCGGCAGGACAGCUAAGACAAGGGAAACUACAUAGCAGUUCCAGCAGGAAUUAUUUGAACAGUAUGGGGUCAUCUGAAGACCUUCUGUCCGACAGAUCGAGUAUUGCUUCCGAUGCAGGAGACGUGACCUCCUGUAGCAAUUCUUUGGUCCAAGACAAGCGCAAUCUUCCCACUCCUAGCAAGCUGGGGAUAAAUAUGAGGCCACUGAAACCUAAUGUCCACAUGCGGAGAAACACGUCUUCGUCAUCGUCCUCUCUUUCCAGCAUGAACUCAAGUUUGAAUUCAAGUUUGUCCAUCUCUCCUAAAAGAGGAAAUGGUGUUGCUUCAAAAGCUCCUGCAAAGGGUUCUCGGCUCUCCUCUAGUACAAGCAAGAGUUCAGUGGUGAGACCCAUGAAAGCGUUAUCCACAGUUUCCCAUUCUGAGGCAUCUGGAAAGCAUCAAAGAUCUACAGGUGCGGCUACUAAAGGAAGUCCUCCUGUCAGCUCACCGAAGCAUAAAGGUACUCGCACAUCUGAAACUUCAGGCAGUGGUAUUCCAAGAGAGGGCUCCGAUCAGAAUCUUCAGAAACUGUUACGGAAAAGCAUAACAGGGAGCACAAGAUCAUAUUCAAGUCCAAUGCUCAAAAGUAAAACGGUGCCUCCAGUCUUGAAGGAAGAUAAACUUUCAGGAAAUGUAGCCGCCAGAGUACUGCAACCAUUUGAGUUUGGAAGCAAUGUUGCGCUUACCCCUCGCGUCAAACAAUCAGAAGACUGCACAGUGUCGAAUUCUAUUUUUACUGCAAAAGCUGCUUUAAGGACUCCAGCCUGCAAUAGGCAGUCCGGACUGCCUACACCCGUUGGUCGGCGUAUGUCGGGAAUUCCAACGUUGACCCCCAAAACUGUGUCCAGAUUGACAUCUUCUCCCAGACCUGUAGCUCCGUGCCAAGUCUCCAGUGUGCCUUCUAAAAAGACUGCAGCCGCUAGUUCAAAAUGGGUAAAGGAGAAAAAAACCCAGAUGACUUCUAGCUCAUCUUCUACGGAGGAAGACUCGUCUCUGCAAGUUGUACCAAUUGCACUUAAUUUUUCACCAGAGCAGCCUUCAGUAGAAAAAGAACCAGACUUUUCUCUAAAAGAGAAAUCAGCUGAAGAAACAGCAUCUAAAGAGUGCUUACUGAUCGAUAUUGGAAUAAAUGAAACACCUGUUGCAAUCCAGGAAUGUGAAAACAAACCUCUAAUUGAUCUCUUUAACACUCCUGAAGCUAAAGUUCCUGUCCUGAAGACUACAGGACUGCUAAUAGAUUUGAGCUCUCCUCUCAUCAGACUGAGUCCUGAAGGAAAUAAAGAAAACUUGGAUUCUCCUCUUCUGAAGUUCUGAUCUUGUGAACUACCUUUCAAACUGGAAUUUUUGUAUGUUUGAUAACUAGUACGUCUCACUGGGCUGUGGGCUGGAAAAAGACUUGAAAUUGCAUGAAACUUUAACUGUGAACCUUUGAUACAACGGAGAGUCAAGUGAAUUGUAAAAUUGUUCAAAACAAAUUCUAGAAGUUUCUCUAAUGUCGUAAACUAUAAUAAAGUAUAGAUUUUAUAUAUUAAUAAUGCAUGUUCAUAUAAUAUUGUGCAAGAUCCACUCUAGAUGAAGAAGAUAGCCACAAAUAAAAUCCAGCAGACUGGAAAUGUGAAUAUUUGUUGAACAUUGUGGACUCCAGAUUGUGACUAAAUAACUAUCAGAGUAGCCUGUUGAAUGCUCUGACAGUAUUCUGUAAAGGUUACUUGAAGCAGAAUUAAUCUGUCAUAUUGUAGUGUUUAUACCAUUCAAUUUCCCAUAAAACAAAGCCUUCUAUAACACUGCCUACAUUGCUCAUAAAUCAAAAUUCUGGACAAGUUGGGAAGCUUUGAUACAAAAGAAGGUCUUGUUCGUAUGAGUAUAAGCAUUGGAGAACAUCCAAUAUUGGUCUGAUUUAAGAACCAUUAAUUUCAGUGUGUUAAGUAGGACCAAUGAGA
Messenger RNA from Varanus komodoensis (Komodo dragon), 2884 nucleotides. RefSeq names its product G2 and S-phase expressed 1 (gene GTSE1). The transcript is spliced from 11 exons. The coding region runs from base 192 to 2258 and encodes 688 amino acids. Gene Ontology annotation, cellular component: cytoplasmic microtubule; microtubule cytoskeleton. Lineage: Eukaryota; Metazoa; Chordata; Lepidosauria; Squamata; Varanidae. Gene Ontology annotation, molecular function: microtubule binding. The record is from RefSeq and is a predicted model, not a curated record.